AUAUUACUUACAUCAUUGAUGUCCUACAUCUUGAUUAACAUAGAUUCAGAUGAGUCCAGUCACAUGUUGCUUUAACUACAACAGUAGCUCACGAUCACAGUGACUCGUUAUAAAUCUGGGCGCUUAAAAGUCUUAUAUUUGCAUUUCAGAAGUAACAUCGCUGAUAAAGUCCAUUGUAAUCUAUUAUCAUCAGUUUUCCGUGCGGUAGUUUCCAGAGUGAUGUUGCUAAGACCAUUGCUCUAAAAACCGUAAAGCAUUUUUGACCACUCUCGCUAAAAUAAAAAUUGACCACUAAAUCAGGGUCAAACACAAAUUCCUGCCAUUGUCGGUAUAAGUUGUACACUGUUUCAGCUUCCUCGCAGGACGCCGCUGUGACAGCCGCUCGCUGCUCUAUAGCCAUUUUCCCGUCGACUCCGCCACGUUGGUUCCCUGCGUGAGUGUCGCAUUCUCCUGCGCAGCGCCAACGUUAUGUUUGUGCUGAGGCGGGAAAUGGCGUCGGCAGACAUGGUUGAUGUGUGACUAGCUACCGAGAGACGGACACAGCUGGCAGCAACCGCCACGGCUCGACACCCACUGGUGGCCGCCACGGUCGCGGCCGAGAGCUGACAACGCUGCGGCAGGUUUUAAAGAGCUUCCUAGAUCGUCGCAGAUUUUUCUAUGUGACGUUGGAGCAUGAUGAGGCUGAGAGUGCGUAAAGCUCCUCAGCAGCCGAACCCGGGCCGUCAAACCCACCCGCCCCAGGCCAAAAGGAAACACUGUGAAGUGGCGCCAUCACCAGUGAGAGGUCGAGGCAAAAUGCAGAAGAAUGAAACAGGCCUUUUCUCCACUAUAAAGAAAUUUAUUCGUGGAAAUGCAGUUAAGGUGGAUCAGGAUAUUCCUGCAAAGAGGAGUCGUAUUGAUUGCAAUUCUGAUAGCAAUCUCAUUACUUCAACACCACAGACUAGAGGCCUUUCCAAUAAAUCAGUCUCCAGAGUUUGCCGCAAAAGUCAGAACAAAGACACUAUGACCUGCAACAGUAAACCCAUGAAACCAAAUGGUAAAUUAGAUGCCCCUGUCGAGGCAGCAAGCAGCCCACCUCGCACUACCCUUCUUGGAACCAUCUUCUCACCUGUCUUCAACUUCUUUUCACCAGCAACUAAAACUGCCACUCCUGGUUCAGACUCUCCUGGCCAGGCGAUGGAGGCUGAGGAAAUCAUGAAACAGCUGGACAUUGAGCAGGCUGAAGAAAUGCCGAGCAGCACUCUGACAUCAACAGAAGGCAUCACUCCUUGUCACAAUGCCCUGAUGUUGCCACAAAGGCUUCAAAUUUCCUCAGAAACGACCAUAGAAGAGGGAGAGAUUGUCACUGAGACUGAUAUGCCCCCAUUAACAGCUCCUGGUUGUAUGCCAGAUGGAAAUUACUCACACACAUUACCCUCAGUUCCUCCAGAAACAACAUAUGAUGAGGACUGGGAAGUUUUUGAUCCGUACUUCUUUAUUAAACACGUGCCUCCACUGACAGAAGAGCAGUUAACGCGCAAACCAGCACUGCCUCUGAAAACACGCAGCACACCAGAGUUUUCUCUAGUCUUGGAUCUGGAUGAAACUCUGGUUCAUUGUAGUUUGAAUGAGCUAGAAGAUGCAGCCCUGACAUUCCCUGUGCUCUUUCAAGAUGUAAUAUACCAGGUGUAUGUUCGAUUGAGGCCCUAUUUCCGUGAGUUUCUUGAGUGCAUGUCUCAAAAGUAUGAGAUUAUUCUCUUCACUGCUUCGAAGAAAGUCUAUGCUGAUAAGUUGCUCAACAUCCUUGAUCCAAAAAAACAGUUGGUCAGACAUCGUCUAUUUCGUGAACACUGUGUGUGUGUUCAAGGAAAUUAUAUUAAAGACCUAAACAUCCUAGGUCGAGAUCUUGCCAAGACAAUAAUAAUCGACAACUCACCCCAAGCCUUUGCUUAUCAGCUUUCUAAUGGAAUCCCAAUAGAGAGCUGGUUUGUGGAUAGAAACGACAAUGAGCUUUUAAAGCUUGUCCCUUUCCUUGAAAAUCUUGUGGAUCUUAAUGAAGAUGUCAGACCGCACAUCCGAGAACGGUAUCGUUUGCACGACCUCCUUCCUCCAGACUGAAGGUGUCAUGUGUGUCUUGGAGUUAAAGAUCAUCAACUUUGGAAAAAAAAAGAAGCCAGAAGGAUACAUUCAAUGGAUGUCUCUCUGCAAUUGAAACAUUGCCAUUAUUAUUUUAAAAUCAUGCAAAAAAAAAAAAGCUAUGUCCGAGUCAAAAGUCCCUGGAUGUUUUCUACUUGCUCACUUGAACCAGACUGAGAACAAAAAGCUGCUUGUUGCAGCAGGUUCUUUACUUAUUGCUCGCUUCCUUUUAGUGCGACUUUGGAGAAGGCCUGGAAGGUGUUCUGUCUUUUAAGAACCAUUUUGGAUUGAAUGUCAUGCAGUCAUGCAAUGUUGGAUGAUAUGGACCUUGAGCGGCCAGUCCUACCUGUAUAUAAUAUUCACUCUAUUUACUUGUAAAUAUAUGUACAUAUUUUGUUUCUCUACGGUUUUUAAGUCCAUUUUAUUUUCACUUCCGAUUUUAGUAUGUAUUCUUUGAUUGGGUUGCUUUUAUAAACAAACUGUUAGUGUGUUUGUUUGAAGGUGUUGACACAGCUGCUUUUCUGUUGUAUGCCUGCAUUAUACCUGUGAUGCUUUACUCCAUUACAUGCAGUCGUCUAUAAAAAGGUGCAGUUUAAAAAAAAAAGUAUCUUUGAGAGAAAAAUGUUUCUGAAAUAAUAUUUUAAAGCUAUGUAAUGUAAGCUAGGGUCUCAACUGAAUACAAAGCCAUAACGGCCUAACAAUAAUUUUGGAGGUUUAUAUUUGAGAAUCCAUUUCUGAGUGUGACACCUUGAUGGGAUGGUGGUGGUGGAGUCACGGGUGGGGUUCAGGCAUCUUGCACUUUGACAUCCAGCCCUUUGUAAGUUAAUGUAAAAUCUUGUCACUUUUCUACACAGGUGUGUAUCACCUCAAUUUGUUAUGUGGGGGAGAAAAAAAUGAAAUUGUAGCACCAGCAAAUUGCCAACAUGUUUGCUUUCAAAUCUUGUUUUCCAGGUCUUGUAUGUGGGAUCUUUAUGAUGUAGGAGUCACAAGUUUUAUUGACUAUUGAAUGAUCACUCCUGUUGUAUUCAGUGUUACUCAAUGGUUUCCUUGAAAAUAAAUUCAUUUUUAUACG
This is a messenger RNA of Betta splendens (Siamese fighting fish), 3187 nucleotides long. RefSeq names its product CTD (carboxy-terminal domain, RNA polymerase II, polypeptide A) small phosphatase like 2a (gene ctdspl2a). The transcript has 13 exons. Bases 673 to 2097 code for a protein of 474 amino acids. Lineage: Eukaryota; Metazoa; Chordata; Actinopteri; Anabantiformes; Osphronemidae. The record is from RefSeq and is a predicted model, not a curated record. Gene Ontology annotation, molecular function: phosphoprotein phosphatase activity.